Messenger RNA from Scomber scombrus (Atlantic mackerel), 6730 nucleotides. RefSeq names its product tectorin alpha (gene tecta). The transcript is spliced from 23 exons. Gene Ontology annotation, molecular function: protein binding. Lineage: Eukaryota; Metazoa; Chordata; Actinopteri; Scombriformes; Scombridae. Gene Ontology annotation, biological process: cell-matrix adhesion. The record is from RefSeq and is a predicted model, not a curated record. Bases 1 to 6597 code for a protein of 2198 amino acids.
AUGGUCAGGCCAGGCUGUCCAGUCAUUCUGCUCCAUGUCUUCAGCAUCUUUGCACACACAGGUGCUAGUGCUCAGGACGUUCUGUAUCCAUAUGGACCAGGCCAUACGGAUUUAGAGACUCCCAAGAUGGAUGACGGGAGUUCUCCAGAAAUUAUUGUGCUCGUCCCCUUCGUUUUCUUCAAUGUCCCCUACCGUUCCAUCUAUGUCAACAACAAUGGUGUGAUUUCCUUCAACGUGCAGGUUAGCCAGUUCACACCAGAGGGUUUUCCUCUGAGUGACAGCAGAUCAUUCAUUGCCCCACUUUGGGCAGAUGUGCACAACGGCAUCCGUGGGGAUGUAUACUACAGAGAGUCCAUCGAACCAGAAAUACUGGAGAGGGCAACACAAGAUGUUCGGAAGUACUUCAAAAACACGCCCACCUUCACAGCCACCUGGACCUUCAUUGCAACAUGGCACCAGGUCACCUUCUAUGGAGGAAGCCAGACCACCCCGGUGAACACAUUCCAAACUGUACUAAUCUCAGAUGGCAUGGCAUUCUUCAGUAUGUUUAACUAUGGAGAAAUCACAUGGAGCACAGGCACAGCCAGCGGUGGAGAUCCUUUAACAGGACUGGGUGGAACAACAGCACAGUCAGGUUUUAAUGGCGGAGACAUUGGUCACUUCUUCAACUUGCCAGGAUCACGGUCAAACGAUGUGGUGAACAUUGAACAGACAACCAAUGUAAAUGUUCCUGGGCGCUGGUUCUUCCGAGUAGACACUGAACUUAUAAAUCCUGCCAAUGGCUGCAGCUACAAUGGGCGUUAUUACAGACGAGGGGAAAUCUUCUGGCUGUCUGACCAGUGUUCACAGAGGUGCCGCUGCCUUGACAUUGAUAACGAGGUGCAAUGCCAAGCGGCUCCAUGUGGGCAAUUGGAGACUUGCGAGCAGCAGGAAGGAGCCUUUUACUGCCAGCCGACCCGCACCAGCACUUGUGUGGUAUUUGGAGACCCUCAUUACCACACCUUCGAUGGUUUCCUCUACCACUUCCAGGGGACCUGCUCGUAUCUGCUGGCUCGGCCCUGCUGGGAGGUGGCAGGACUGCCCUUCUUCAGUGUGGAGGCCAAAAAUGAGAACCGUGGGGUUGCUGCAGUUUCCUGGCUAAGAGACGUCACAGUGGAGGUGUAUGAUCAUCGGGUCAUGUUACCCAAAGGCAGUUUUGGAACAGUCCAGGUAGAUGGCUUGAUGAAGACUUUGCCAGUCCAACUCAAGCUUGGUGCUGUCAGGGUGUACCAGUCUGGGGUUGCCGUUGCUUUAGAAACUGAUUUUGGACUCUUGGUAACUUACGAUGGCCAACACUACGCAUCCAUCUCCUUACCCAGCUCCUACUUCAACAACACUUGUGGCCUUUGUGGUAACUAUAACGAUGAUCCUGCUGAUGACCCUGUGCUUCCUGAUGGAUCUCUGGCAGAAAGUGUGGUGGAGUUAGGGGGCAGCUGGCGAGCAGAGGACACAGACUGGAGGUGUACAGAUGGCUGCACCCAGAACUGCAGUGUGUGUGACCCAGUAAUAGAAGCCUUUUACUUUCGCUCAGACUACUGUGGACUUAUCAACAAAACCGAUGGACCUUUUAGGGACUGCAGAGCUGUAGUGGACCCUACAGCCUUUGUGUACAGCUGUGUAUAUGACAUGUGCAGCAACAGGGAUAACAUCACCACACUCUGUCAGGCCAUCCAGGCAUAUGCUCUGGCCUGUCAGGCCCUGGGUGUCACGGUACGACCCUGGAGAUCUCGUUCCUUUUGUGCUUUGUCAUGUCCUGAGUUCAGCAAUUACCAAGUGUGCACAAGCGCCUGCCCUGCAUCCUGCUCAGACCUCACUGCUCCCCUGUAUUGUGCUCACCCUUGCACGGAGGGCUGCCAAUGUGACAAAGGCUACGUUCUCAGCGGCAGCCGCUGUGUACAGCUUGAAGACUGUGGCUGUGAACAUAAUGGCCUAUAUUACCCACGUAAUGACACAUUCUGGUCUGGUUCCAGCGGCGAAGAAGGUGAAUGUACACUCCGGUGUACCUGCGGGGCUGCAGGGGAAGUUUCCUGCUUCAAUGAGUCUUGUAAAGAGGGUGAGGUGUGUGUGGCGGAGGUGGGCUUGCUGGGUUGCUACCCUCGCAGAGAGGGAGUGUGUUCAAUGACCCAGAACUCGGUGACAUCCUCCUUUGAUGGUGCCUUACUGCCAUUCCCAGAUGACAGCUCCUACUAUCUGUUAAAGUUGUGUGGUGCUGUUCCCGCGAAUGCCUCAUUGGUGGAGGUGAAAAUAGGCAGACGGCUGGUGAACAAAGGCCCUGCUUGGAAAAGACCUGUGGUAGUUGCUGUGGCCAAUGUGGAAGCUCAGAUAGGAGGGAUGGAUUUAGAGACAGUAAAGGUGAAUGGUGAGCCAGUGGCACUCCCAUAUAUACAUCCAAUGGAGACAAUGAUGAUCUACAGAGCUCCAGGCAAUGCUACGGUGGUGGAGUCCCGCGGUCUGCUUCGUGUCCAAUACACACGCCAGGGACUCGUCAACAUCUCCCUUUCCACCCUCUUCUACAAUGUUACUUGUGGUCUAUGUGGUGUCUUUAACAGCAAUGCCACUGAUGACCUUCGCCUCCCUAAUGGACGCCUGGCAGAGUCUACUGAGCAGUUCACAGAGGGCUGGCGGGCCAUUGCUGAUGACCUUACUUGUAAUGGUGACUGUGAUGAUCUGUAUCGAAUGUGUACAGAUUUGCGCCUCUACCAGAGUCCGUGGAUGUGUGGCAACAUCAAUGACCCGGGGAAUAGUUCUUUUCUGGCAUGUCAUGCAGUGGUCAACCCAUCACCAUUCUUCAGGAACUGCUUGUACAACAUGUGUGUAAAGGCAGGGAACCGUUCGGCCCUGUGCUCGUCACUGCAUGCUUAUGCCACUGCAUGUCAGGAUGCUCAAGUAGGCCUCACUUCCUGGAGGAGCGCCACCAACUGCCCUCUUCCCUGUCCAGAGAACAGUCAUUUUGAUGAGUGCACCAACGCCUGCCCUCUGACCUGCUCCAACUUGGAUGAACUAGAGGAGCCGUGCCCUCUGCCAUGCCAGGAGGGAUGUCAGUGUGAGGAUGGCUUUGCGCUGCGGGACGGCAUGUGUGUGGCACGCAGCGACUGUGGCUGCAUGAGCCAGGGGCGCCAGCUGUACACUAAUCAGACUUUCUGGACUGACUGGGAGUGUCAGGAACGCUGCUACUGCAAUGGCUCUGACAACAGCGUAUACUGCCAGCUCGCACCCUGCCACCCUGAGGAGUACUGCCAGGAGAGUGACGGCCUGUAUUUCUGUCAGCCGCGCACCGAGGCACUGUGUGUGGUGGCUGGUUAUGGACAUUUCCUGCCAUUUGGUGGUGUCCCAUUUGAGCUGCAGAGCUCUUGUACUCUUAGGAUGGCAACCACCAACUGUGAAGCAGAGAGCAGGGACCCUGCAACCAUCAGUGGAAGUUUACCUCAAUUUAAACUGGCAGCUCGUAAUGAGGAAAGGGACACAGGCCAGGCAAUUUGGGUGAGAGGCUUUGUACUGGAGGUGUAUGAUUACGAGAUUGAAGUGUCACGAAGCUACAAAAACACUGUCACGGUGAAUACAGAACGCUUGUACCUUCCUCUGAAGCUGGGGCCAGGAAAGGUCAACGUCUUCACUUUGGGCUUGCAGCUCAUCGUGGAGACAGACUUCGGCCUGAAGGUUGCGUUUGACUGGAACACCCUCCUCGUGUUGACUUUACCCCGUGAACUUUACAACACCUCCUGCGGCCUCUGCCAGGGAAUGCCCUUAUCCCCACCCACUCUCACCAUCACCGAUUGGGGCAUGGCUUGGGCAGAGAGGGACACCUUUUGCCAGGUGGGCUGUGGAGACUCCUGCCCACGCUGCGGCCUGGCAGAGAAAAGCAUGCCAAACGAUGCCCCUCUCAUGGUGGCUGAUGCCAACAUGAACACCGGCACCGACGAUGAGGCGAACGAAGUAAACACAGGCAUACGUUUCCACAUUGGAAAUGGACUGUAUGUGUUUGUGGAUCCUGAGGCUGUGAGACUGUGUGGGCUGAUUGUGGAUCGAGGAGGUGUGUUUGCACGCUGUCACAGCAAGGUGGCGCCGGCAUUCUUUUAUCAAAGCUGCCUGCAGGACACCUGUUUGGACCAGGGUGCUCAGGAUACAAUCUGUAACUGGCUGCAAAUAUAUGCCAGCACCUGCCAGACCCAAGGAGUGCCCGUUACUGGCUGGAGGAGUGAUACACAGUGUGUCCAGAGCUGUCCACCUAACAGCCAUUACUCCAGUUGCAUGUCGGUUUGCCCGCCCCAGUGCGCCCCAGCCCGCGGCCAGAGGGACUGCAGCCAGGACUGUGUGGAGGGCUGCCAAUGUGACCAGGGCUACGUGCUCAAUGGCAAGAGCUGCAUCCUGUCUCAAAACUGUGGCUGCUACACUGAUGGCAAGUACUAUGAGCCCAAACAGUUGUUUUGGAACAGUGACUGUACUAAACGCUGCCAGUGCAUUGGACGAAACCUGAUCCAGUGUGACCCAAGGCGCUGUAAGGCAGAGGAAGAGUGCACCCUGCGGUACGGAGUGCGGGGUUGCUUUGCACGGCGCUCCCAGCACUGUGUGGCGUCUGGAGGUGGGGUCUUCAGGACCUUCGAUGGAGCAUCGCUACGCCUCCCGGCCUCCUGCUCCUUCGUCUUGUCCACAAACUGUCACAAGCUGCCUGACCUCUCCUUCCAGCUCAUCGCUAACUUUGAUAAAUGGAGCACACCCAACCUCACCACCAUCUCUCAUGUCUACCUUUACAUCAAUGAGGAGAAUAUACUCAUCUCUGGCAGCACUGUCAAGGUCAAUGGUACACCGGUAUCGGUACCAUUUCUAACAGGGCUGAUGACACGUCUGUCCACAUCCGAGGGCUUCAUUGUCAUCGACACGCCUCAGGACAUCCAGGUUCGAUACAACAGUUUCAACACCCUCAGCAUCACAAUGGGUCAGCGGCUUCAGAACAAGGUGUGUGGCCUCUGUGGUAAUUUCAAUGGAGACCCCAGUGAUGACUACAUAACCUCCAGGGGCAAGCCGGCUGUCAGCGCCCUAGAGCUGGCCCAGAGCUGGAAGACCAACGGUAUGCAGAACAGUUGUGAUGAGACCCAGUACGUGGCUCUGGCCCAGUCCUGUGACAACACAGCAGUGUUGGCGCUGCAGGGUGAAGAUGCCUGCCAGAAGUUAACUCAGCUGAAGGGCUUCUUCCAGCCGUGCCACGGCCUGCUGGAUCCCCGACCCUUCUACCAGUCCUGCUACCUGGACGGCUGCUAUAAUCACCAUAAGGCUCAGGUCUGUGGCUCGCUGGCAGCCUACGCCGAGGCCUGCCGCUCUAUGGGAACCCUCACCACCAAGUGGAUCACCCAGGAGAACUGCUCAGAAUGGAUCUACGACCCUUGUGCAGGAGAGAUCUGCACAAACUUCACCUGUGAGCUGGAGAACGGAGGCGACCUGUGUGGCUGUCCUGAGUUACCCACCAGCACUGGAGGUGAUGAUGACAUUAUCCAGGCAGAGGUGACCUGUAAGCAUGCUCAGAUGGAGGUUUCUAUCUCUAAGUGUAAGCUCUUCCAGCUGGGCUUCGAACGGGAAGACGUCAGGAUCAACGACGAGCACUGCAAUGGCAUCGAGGGGGAGGACUUCAUCUCCUUCCACAUCAACAACACUAAAGGACACUGCGGCUCCAUCGUGCAGUCGAACGGGACACACAUUAUGUACAAAAACACUGUGUGGAUAGAGAGCGUGAACAACACCGGGAACGUCAUCACCAGAGACAGAACCAUCAAUGUGGAGUUUUCCUGCGCUUACGAACUGGACCUGAAGAUCUCGCUGGAGACUGUCCUCAAACCCAUGCUCAGUGUGAUUAACCUCACCCUACCAACCCAGGAAGGAAACUUCAUCACCAAAAUGGCUCUAUAUAAGAACUCCUCGUACCGUAAUCCAUACAGAGAGGGGGAGGUGGUUCUCAGCACACGGGACGUUCUCUUUGUGGGCGUCUUUGUGGAAGGGGCAGAUGAGAACCAGCUCAUCCUCAUUGUAAACAUGUGCUGGGCCACGCCGUCCCGCUACAGCAAUGACCGACUCCGCUAUAUCAUCAUAGAGAGAGGGUGUCCAAACAUUAAGGACAACACCAUUGGUAUGGCAGAGAAUGGCGUAUCGCUCACCUGUCGCUUCCACGUUACCGUCUUCAAGUUUAUCGGGGAUUACGAAGAAGUCCACAUCCACUGUGACGUUUCCCUGUGUGACUCAGAAACAAACGCCUGCAAAGUGAACUGUCCGCACAAGAGAAGGAUGUACUCGGAGGACAGUGACCAUGAAGAGCACAUAUUGAGUGUGGGACCCAUCAGAAGAAGAGAAGCAGACUGGUGUGAGAAUGAGAAUGGAAGCUGUGAGCAGAUCUGCAGCAGUAAAGGGACUGGUCCAGUCUGCAGCUGCGUGACUGGGAUGCUGCAACGAGAUGGCAAAAGCUGCCGGACUGUGAGCUCGAGCUGCAGCCUCACACCGGUGGUUCCUCUGCUGUGCGUCAGCGCUGUGAUCUCCGUGUUCCUGGCUUGUGUUCACACUCCUCUCCUCUCCUAACGCCCAGCGAGCCAAACAUCACACACAGAAAAGACUUGAAGAUGCACAAAGUUUCAGCGUUGAUUAGCCGUUAGAUCAGCUUUGUUCCAGGCAGAAAAUCUAGGCAGAAUAUAUUAUACAUUCACAAAUCUUU